AUGAAUGAGCCACUAGACAGCUUAGCAAAUGCUUCUGAUUUCCCUGAUUAUGGAGCUGCUUUUGGAAAUUGCACUGAUGAAAAAAUCCCGUUCAAGAUGCAUUACCUCCCCAUUAUUUAUAGCAUCAUUUUCAUCGUGGGUUUCCCAGGGAAUGCAGUGGCAAUUUCCACUUACAUUUUCAAAAUGCGCCCUUGGAAAAGCAGCACCAUCAUCAUGCUGAACCUGGCCUGCACAGACUUGCUAUACCUAACCAACCUCCCUUUCCUGAUUCACUACUAUGCCAGUGGUGAAAACUGGAUCUUUGGGGACUUUAUGUGCAAGUUCAUCCGUUUCGGCUUCCACUUUAACCUGUACAGCAGCAUCCUUUUCCUCACCUGUUUCAGCAUUUUCUGCUACCUUGUGAUUAUCCACCCUAUGAGCUGCUUUUCUAUCCACACGACUCGAUGGGCAGUGGCAGCCUGUGCUGUGGUGUGGGUCAUUUCCUUGGUGGCUGUCAUGCCCAUGACCUUCCUGAUCACAUCCACCAGCAGGACCAACAGAUCUGCCUGCCUUGACCUCACCAGUUCGGAUGACCUCACUACUAUCAAAUGGUACAAUCUGAUUUUGACUGCCACCACUUUCUGCCUCCCCUUGGUGAUAGUGACACUGUGCUAUACAACCAUCAUUAACACCCUAACCCAAGGGCCUCAGACUCAAAGCUGCCUUAAGCAGAAAGCCCGAAGGCUGACCAUUCUGUUGCUCAUCAUCUUCUAUAUAUGUUUUAUACCCUUCCAUGUCUUGAGGGUCAUUCGGAUUGAAACUCGCCUGCUUUCCAUCAGCUGCUCCGUGGAGAAUCACAUCCAUGCAGCUUACAUCGUUUCUAGAUCAUUAGCUGCCCUGAACAUCUUUGGGAAUCUGUUACUCUAUGUGGUGGUCAGCAACAACUUCCAGCAGGCCAUCUGCCCAUCCAUGAGAGGAAAGGCCAGUGGGACCCUUGAACAGACAAAGAGAGUCAGUUGCUCAGUCAACCCUUAA
Messenger RNA from Cavia porcellus (domestic guinea pig), 1014 nucleotides. It is a transcript of the gene Oxgr1, whose product is annotated as oxoglutarate receptor 1. The transcript has a single exon. Gene Ontology annotation, biological process: G protein-coupled receptor signaling pathway. NCBI's taxonomy places the organism in Eukaryota, Metazoa, Chordata, Mammalia, Rodentia, Caviidae. The record is from RefSeq and is a predicted model, not a curated record. Gene Ontology annotation, cellular component: plasma membrane. Gene Ontology annotation, molecular function: G protein-coupled receptor activity. Bases 1 to 1014 code for a protein of 337 amino acids.